AUGGCAUCUACAAAUGAACUUGCGAUUAAUAAUUACCAUCAGUUCUUGAAGGGCAAUUCAGACUUCAAGAUCGUGUAUGGAUUGAAAGAAGUUGGCCCUUCCAAAAGGCUGUUGGUUCUAGAUUCAUCAUUCAAUCCACCACAUCUAGGGCACUAUGAACUAUUAAAAAAAACUAUUGAAUUUUAUAACGAUUCAAAUAAUCAUGUUCUCUUAUUAUUGUCAGUUAACAACGCUGAUAAAGCUCCCAAACCUGCAAGUUUUGAGAACAGAUUACAAAUGAUUAGUAUACUGAAUAAUAUAUUGAAAUCAGAAGGUAUUGAAUCGAGUGUGGGAGUUACAACACAUGCCAAAUUUGUUGAUAAGAAUGAUGCAAUUAGGGAUUCAGGUUUCUUCAAUAAUGAUAUAGUCUUUUUAGUAGGAUUUGAUACAAUCACCAGGAUAUUUGAUUCAAAAUACUAUACUCCUCUGCUACCAGCAGAAGCAUUGAGCCAUUUUAUGGAAUGCACAGAAAUAUGCUGUUUAGCCAGGGCUGAUUCUAUUUCAAUUGAGAAACAAUACAUGUACCCAACUGAAAUUGAAAAGGGAAUAUUUGAACCUAAUAUUCCAUCUAGUUGGGGUCAUAAAAUACAUAUUCUACAUAAUGAAAAACAAUACAGUAAUAUAUCUUCUUCUAACAUAAGGUUAGAGAUUAAAGAUGGCAUAGAUCUGGAUACUCUUUCAACAGAUAUGCCUUUGCCAAUUAUUGAAUAUCUCAAAAACAAUGAUGAAUGCAUAUUUUAG
Vanderwaltozyma polyspora DSM 70294 is the source of this 780-nucleotide messenger RNA. RefSeq names its product nicotinamide-nucleotide adenylyltransferase (gene POF1). The record is from RefSeq and is a predicted model, not a curated record. Gene Ontology annotation, cellular component: nucleus; cytoplasm. Bases 1 to 780 code for a protein of 259 amino acids. Gene Ontology annotation, molecular function: nicotinamide-nucleotide adenylyltransferase activity; ATP hydrolysis activity. NCBI's taxonomy places the organism in Eukaryota, Fungi, Ascomycota, Saccharomycetes, Saccharomycetales, Saccharomycetaceae. The transcript has a single exon.